Lachnellula hyalina is the source of this 1629-nucleotide messenger RNA. RefSeq names its product Protein MAM3. Gene Ontology annotation, biological process: magnesium ion homeostasis. The transcript is spliced from 5 exons. Gene Ontology annotation, cellular component: intracellular membrane-bounded organelle. Lineage: Eukaryota; Fungi; Ascomycota; Leotiomycetes; Helotiales; Lachnaceae. The record is from RefSeq and is a predicted model, not a curated record. Bases 1 to 1629 code for a protein of 542 amino acids.
AUGCCCGGUAUGUUCGCGCAGCGUACUGCUUUGCCGCGCGCAAAUGUAUUGGUUCUCGCGCUCAUGAACCUGCCCCUCUUACGCGCUCUCGCUCUACCGUUUGCCUCAUCAGCGGCUGUGACGAUCGUCGCUCGAGGUGAGGAUGGGAAGGAUCCCGAAGAUGCGAGUUUGUGGCUUUACCUAGGAAUAGCUAUGGUGCUUGUCCUUCUAGGUGGUCUGUUCGCUGGCUUGACCAUUGCACUUAUGGGACAGGAUGAAAUCAACUUGGAAGUCAUUCAGUCAUCAGGUGAUGGCAAGGAGAGAAUUCAUGCUGCUAAAGUCCUGCGGUUGUUAAAAAGAGGGAAACAUUGGGUUUUGGUCACACUUUUAUUGAGCAAUGUCAUCACUAACGAAACUCUGCCUAUCGUGCUCGAUCGAUCUCUAGGAGGAGGAUGGCCUGCCGUCGUGAGCAGUACUGUAUUGAUUGUUAUUUUUGGAGAGGUGAUCCCUCAGUCCAUCUGUGUCCGCUACGGCCUUCCCAUCGGUGCAUAUCUCUCACCAGCCGUGCUCGUACUAAUGUACAUCAUGAGUCCCAUCGCCUGGCCCACGGCCAAACUCCUAGAUUACCUCCUGGGCCAAGACCACGGGACCGUGUACAAGAAAGCUGGUCUGAAGACCCUCGUCACGCUGCACCAGUCCAUGGGCAAAUCCCCGCAUGAGCGCUUGAACGAGGACGAGGUCACCAUCAUCACUGCUGUGCUAGACCUGAAAGCCAAGACCGUCGGUAGCAUCAUGACCCCCAUCGACGACGUCUACACCAUGUCCAGCGAAACGGUCCUCGACGAGAAAACCGUCGACGGGAUCCUCGCCGCGGGGUACUCGCGAAUCCCUAUCCACACGCCGGAGAGUUCACAUAAUUUCAUCGGCAUGCUGCUUGUGAGGACGCUGAUUACUUAUGAUCCGGAAGAUGCACAGAAGGUGUCUGAUUUGGCGUUGGCGACGUUGCCCGAGACGGGCCCCGAUACCAGUUGUUUGGAUAUCAUCAAUUUUUUCCAAGAAGGGAAGUCGCAUAUGGUGUUGGUAUCCGAGUCACCGGGUGAGAACUAUGGUGCUAUUGGAGUGCUGACGUUGGAGGACGUGAUUGAAGAGUUGAUUGGAGAAGAAAUAAUCGACGAAUCAGACGUCUUCAUAGACGUCAGCAAAUCCAUCAAGCGCACCUCCGGCAUCGUGGGAGGCGGCCCCUCGGAAGCAAUAAUCAUCGCCACCAAAGACCUCGCCACGCCGCCGCCCCCCGAGGACGGAAAACCAGAGCGCCAGCCAAUCCUCCGUCGACGCUCCACGGCACUGAGUGCGAAAGCCGCCGCUGGGCCGAAGCCCAAACAUCUCGGCCCAUCGAAUCUGGCUAGCAGACCUGCGCAGACACGGUAUAACACGAUUAAAAUCAAACCCGGCAAAGGCACAUUCGACGAAGUGACCAAGAACGCAGAGAAUGGUGCACGGCAUCAAGUCGGUCACGGAGGUGGUGCUUUGAGUAGUUCGCCCACGCAGGUAAAGACGGGGAGUAAUGCUGCGUCUGGAGAGGAGGCGGAAGUGGAAGUGGAAGUAGAUGAGACGGCCCCGCUGUUGAAUGGUGGGAAGAAGAAGACGUGA